Molecule: messenger RNA, 1863 nt
Organism: Talaromyces marneffei
Lineage: Eukaryota; Fungi; Ascomycota; Eurotiomycetes; Eurotiales; Trichocomaceae
Exons: 3
Coding region: 1-1863 (620 amino acids)
Biological process (GO): protein phosphorylation; mitotic DNA damage checkpoint signaling
Cellular component (GO): nucleus
Molecular function (GO): ATP binding; protein serine/threonine kinase activity
Source: RefSeq, a predicted model, not a curated record
AUGAGCACAAUACAGAACCUGAAGAACUUUAUCCGCCACGGCAAACAAGCUCGCCUGGUGACGCCUCACGCUGAACCAACCACCGAUGUUACACCCGUCCACGCUCAACAACAACGACAACCUCAGGGACAAUACGCCAAUAACCUCGACGCUAUUCAGCAUGGCAAUGGAAACGCUCAGGCGCUGUCACAACAGACGGCCACCGAUACCAAAAACAACAGGAUUUCGCGGGCCGAUAUCGAGAAAUUAGUCGCAGAGGAGCGACACAGCAAGUCGAAGAUGCCUAUAUAUCCUGGUUUAGAUCGAUAUAUCCUCAUCCAAAAGAUGGGCGACGGUGCUUUUAGCAAUGUUUACAGAGCCAAAGAUACACUUUCACAAAUGGAGGAAGUGGCCAUCAAAGUCGUGCGGAAAUUUGAAAUGAACAGAAAUCAGCGAGCGAACAUCUUGAAAGAAGUCCAAAUUAUGCGCCAACUAGACCACCCCAAUAUUGUCAAAUUAGUUGACUUUUCCGAAUCAUCUCAAUUCUACUAUAUAGUUCUCGAGCUCUGCCCCGGUGGUGAGCUCUUCCACCAAAUCGUGCGAUUGACAUACUUUAGCGAGGAACUCAGCCGUCACGUCAUUACACAAGUUGCAGAAGCCAUUGAAUACCUCCACGAAACAUCAGGUGUAGUCCAUCGUGAUAUCAAACCCGAAAAUCUAUUGUUCUACCCCACCGAAUUCGUACCCAGCAAACAUCCAAAAUUACGCCAGCCCGGCGACGAAGAUAAAGUAGACGAGGGUGAUUUCAUUGCGGGUGUGGGUGCUGGUGGUAUUGGCAAGAUCAAGAUUGCCGACUUCGGUCUUUCCAAGGUCAUUUGGGACAGUCAAACGAUGACACCCUGUGGUACCGUGGGUUAUACUGCACCAGAGAUUGUCAAGGACGAGCGAUACUCUAAGAGCGUCGAUAUGUGGGCACUUGGUUGUGUGCUUUAUACUAUUCUCUGCGGUUUCCCACCCUUUUAUGACGAAAGCAUUCAAGUGCUCACAGAAAAGGUGGCUCGAGGGCAAUAUACUUUCUUGUCGCCAUGGUGGGAUGACAUCUCAAAGCCUGCUCAAGACCUUGUCUCUCAUCUUCUUACGGUUGAUCCCGACAAACGUUACACCAUUCGCCAGUUCCUCGAUCAUCCAUGGGUCAAGAGAACUAAUGAGACAACACACGCUGCUGCUGAUGCACCUCCUCUAGCUACACCUCAAAUCUCUCGCCAAAAUGAAAAUGCAUCGCAAAUGUUCGAUAUCGAGCAAACACCUCUUUCAGCCGCUGAGCGGCGAAUGGACUUCCGAUCGCCCGGCGCUGUCAACUUGCGCGAGGUAUUUGAUGUCGGUUAUGCAGUACACCGACAAGAGGAGGAAGGGAAGCGAAGGAAGAAUUUCCGACAAGGCUACCGGGGCGCCAACCCAACGGCUGGUUUUAGUUCUCAGCUCAACCCUCUUAACGAAGACUACGACGAUGAAGAAGAAGCGGCCUAUUACGAGCAAGAUGCCAACAACCAAAAAGGAGACCCACCGGCAAAGAUCCCGCGAUCGUCGCAAACCGCUGCCAGCGAUGUCGCCGCCAUGGAAGCCAAACUGCGCCAGACUAACUUGGGCACACAACCAAGCAGCGCCGCCCAAGCGCGGACGGUGAAUCGGUACGGCGGGGCGACGACGACAUCCCAUCAGAAACAACCAACAGCCGGUGGAUAUGGUCAACAUAGCGCAGCAGUUGCAGCAGCAGCGCGUGAAAAUGCGGCACGAGCAGCUAGACAGCCAUUUGAACUCAACAUGGCUAAUGCGACCUUACUUGAGCGAAGAGGAAGAAGAGCGCCAGCUGAACAAGCCGUAUAG